Messenger RNA from Motacilla alba alba, 3084 nucleotides. It is a transcript of the gene KLHL26, whose product is annotated as kelch like family member 26. Bases 910 to 2673 code for a protein of 587 amino acids. The transcript is spliced from 3 exons. Gene Ontology annotation, molecular function: protein binding. The record is from RefSeq and is a predicted model, not a curated record. Lineage: Eukaryota; Metazoa; Chordata; Aves; Passeriformes; Motacillidae.
GUUUUUUUUGCUGGACAUUCAUGAUGCUUUACUUUUGUUUUACUUUUUUUCCCCCUCCUUCAGGGUAUUGUGCAAUCACUGGAUCCUUUUAUUCCAUCCCUGUAAAUAGACAAAGGAACCAGAACACGGAGUUUUUCCUGGAGUGGCUGUUCCAUUACCUGUUGAAAUGAAUCCCACAUCCAAACACCUUUAUUCCCCACAGAUGGGCCAACCUGCCCUGAGCUAAUCCUGUAGAAGUGAAUUGAGGAAAAGGGAAAAAAAAGGAAUAUUUGUGCAGGUGAUGCUCGUUGUUUGAGCCUGUGCUGCCUGUGGAUCCAGGGACAGCAUUCCCAUAGGGAUGGACCCCAAGGCUGGGAGGAUGAAUGUUUGAAAUCAGUACCAAAAAAACCAAAAAAAUUGAGGGAAAUUCCCAUGAGGAGACUCCUGCAGGGAUGCAGUGUGACAAAGGCACAACAAACCCAGGAAUUUGGGCUCCUGCUGGAUCCAUGCUCGUGGAUUUUACCUGUCCAGCCUGGAGCUGUGGCUGCUGUGCUGCUGCUGGACCUUUCCUCCUUCCUCCCCCAGCAAAUGCAGGUUCCAGCCAGGAGAGGGAAAGGGCUUGGACGUGCUGAGAACCCUCCAAUCUCUUCCCUCUUUUUUCCUCGGGAAGAGCCGGAGUGGACAGACAUUUCUUGGCUUGCAGGGUGUGGAUAAAGGUCCUGUCAGCAGCUGCCUUUUUGCUAAUCCCUUUUAUUCCAGCGAGGAACGCUCCACGCUCUGCUCUGAGGCUCUUUAAGAGUGCUUUGAUUUUAGGGUGGGGAUUUCAGCCCACCCUGGCCCAGCUGAGCACCCCCAGCCGUCCCACCAGGAGCUCCCAUGGAUUUUGAGGCGCGUUCCCAAGCCUGAGGAGCUUGAGCCAGCCUGCCAAGCAUGGCUGACAAGAACAGCACCCUGAAAUGCACGUUCUCUGCUCCUGGCCACAGCACCACGCUGCUGCAGGGACUGGCCUCGCUCCGAGCCCAGGCUCAGCUGCUUGAUGUCAUCCUCACUAUAAAUAAUGAAGUGUUUCAGGUUCAUAAAGUUGUCUUGGCUGCCUGCAGUGACUAUUUCAGGGCGAUGUUCACGGGCGGCAUGAGAGAAGCCAGCCAGGACGUGAUCGAGCUCAAAGGCGUGUCCGCCAAGGGCCUCAAGCACAUCAUCGACUUCGCCUACAGCGCCGAGGUCACUCUGGACCUCGACUGCAUCCAGGACGUGCUGGGAGCCGCCGUCUUCCUGCAGAUGGUGCCGGUGGUGGAGCUGUGCGAGGAGUUCCUCAAGUCCGCCAUGAGCGUGGAGACGUGCCUCAACAUCGGCCAGAUGGCCACCACCUUCAGCCUGGCCUCCCUCAAGGAAUCCGUGGACGCCUUCACCUUCAGGCACUUCCUGCAGAUCUCCGAGGAGGAGGAUUUCCUCCACCUGCCCCUGGAGCGCCUGGUGUUCUUCCUGCAGAGCAACAAGCUCAAGAGCUGCAGCGAGAUCGAGCUGUUCCGCGCCGCCGUGCGCUGGCUGCAGUUCGACCCCGCGCGCCGCGCCAGCGCCAGCCGGGUGCUCUGCCACAUCCGCUUCCCGCUCAUGAAGUCCUCGGAGCUGGUGGACAGCGUGCAGACCCUGGACAUCAUGGUGGAGGACGUGCUGUGCCGCCAGUACCUGCUGGAGGCCUUCAACUACCAGAUCCUGCCCUUCCGGCAGCACGAGAUGCAGUCGCCGCGCACGGCCGUCCGCUCGGACGCGCUGUCCCUCGUCACCUUCGGCGGCACCCCCUACACCGACAACGACCGCACCGUCAGCUCCAAGGUCUUCUGCCUGCCCGACGCCGGCGGCCGCCAGUUCCGCGAGCUCACCGAGAUGGAGGUGGGCAGCAGCCACUCCUGCGUGGCCGUGCUGGACAACUUCGUCUACCUGGUGGGAGGGCAGCAGCUGCAGUACCGCAGCGGGGAGGGCGCCGUGGACGUCUCCUACCGCUACGACCCCCACCUCAACCGCUGGCUGCGCAUCCAGGCCAUGCAGGAGAGCAGGAUCCAGUUCCAGCUCAACGUCCUGCGCGGCAUGGUUUACGCCACCGGCGGCCGCAACCGCUCGGGCAGCCUGGCCUCGGUGGAGAAGUACUGCCCCAAGGACAACGAGUGGACCUACGCGUGCUCCCUGAAGCGCAGGACGUGGGGCCACGCCGGGGCCACGGCGGGGGACAAGCUCUACAUCUCGGGGGGCUACGGGAUCUCCGUGGAGGACAAGAAAGCCCUGCACUGUUACGACCCCGCCGCCGAUCAGUGGGAGUUUAAGACCCCCAUGAACGAGCCCAGGGUGCUGCACGCCAUGGUCAGUGCCAACAGCAGGAUUUACGCCCUGGGAGGCCGCAUGGACCACGUGGAUCGCUGUUUCGAUGUCCUGGCCGUGGAAUAUUACGUCCCCGAGACGGACCAGUGGACCACGGUGAGCCCGAUGCGCGCGGGGCAGUCGGAGGCCGGCUGCUGCCUCCUGGAAAAAAAGAUUUACGUCGUGGGGGGCUACAACUGGCACCUGAACAACGUGACCAGCAUCGUGCAGGUCUACAACACGGAGACGGACGAGUGGGAGAGGGACUUGCACUUCCCGGAGUCUUUUGCUGGCAUCGCCUGUGCCCCCGUCAUCCUCCCGCAGGUGACGAGCCCGAGGUGACUCCGGGGGGCUCUGGGGCUGUGGGAGAGGGAAGGACAGAACAGCUCCAGAAAGUUCCUCCUCCUGCCGCAGGAGUCCUGGCGAGCCGGUUCCGCCAGCCAGGCGGACUGAGCAGAUGUUACAGCUGGGAAAAGCUUUUCUCUCCUCUCUCAGCCUUUUUUUUGGUGGGGGGUGCAUUUUGCCAACUUUUCGUAUUUUUAACGCACCGCACACGUUGGCAGCUCAGGAGUCACUCAGCACUGGGGUCUUGUUUCCAAGAGAUCAGGUGAGGGGUUUUUUAUCAAUAGCUCCAAAAAUAAAAAUCGUCGUGCGUCGCUUUGUUGGUUUUUUAGCAAACAAACAAAAAAAACCAAAACCAAAACCUGUGUAACACGCUGACCUCCAGAAGCAAUAAAAGGACAGUGGGAGCUA